Messenger RNA from Octopus sinensis (East Asian common octopus), 2619 nucleotides. RefSeq names its product putative sodium-coupled neutral amino acid transporter 7. The coding region runs from base 137 to 1519 and encodes 460 amino acids. Gene Ontology annotation, molecular function: amino acid transmembrane transporter activity. NCBI's taxonomy places the organism in Eukaryota, Metazoa, Mollusca, Cephalopoda, Octopoda, Octopodidae. Gene Ontology annotation, biological process: amino acid transmembrane transport. The record is from RefSeq and is a predicted model, not a curated record. The transcript has 9 exons.
ACCGAUAUAAGUCACAUGCUAUGCAACAUGGACGUUUCGGAUUCUGUUGUGGUACAUCAUUACAAGUCGUUUUAAGACGGAUAGCAUUUUCCAACUUACUUCUUAAGGUUUCCUUCUGUAAAUAGGAAACUUUGAAAUGGAAGAAGAAAAUUCUUAUCAGCAAGAUGAAGCAAAAGUGGAAACGCGACCACAGUCUAUCAACUAUAGCGAAGAAUUUGAAGUGCAUGUACCUGAAGUGGGCACAAGUUGGUUUGCUGCAGUAUUCCUUGUUGUCAAUGCUGCAUUAGGUGCUGGUCUUCUCAAUUUCCCAGAAUCUUACUACCAAGCUGGUGGAGUUCUCAUUGGCAUAGUCAUUCAAGCAUUUUUGAUGAUAUUUGUGGUGGCAGCUCUAUUAAUUCUUGUGUACUGCUCUGAUAAAAACCAAAGUACUAACUACCAAGAAGUCGUUUUCUAUCUGUGUGGCCAUCAGGGUCUGUUGUGGUGUUCUAUCGCAAUCACGCUUUACUGCUAUGGUACCUGCAUCACUUUCCUUAUCAUCAUUGGCGACCAAUGGCAAGAAUUUUUUAUCUUUGUUAAUAAGGGCCUUUUCUGUACAAACCCUUGGUAUAUGAACCGAAUAUUUACUAUAGUAGUGACCUCAACAGUACUCAUUUUACCAUUCUGUUUCCCUAAGAAGAUAGAUUUCCUGAAGUAUGCAAGUUUCCUAGGAGUUGUGGCUGUUAUAUAUGUUGUGAUUGUUGUUAUUGCCAAAUAUGCAUUACUUGAAACUCCUCCUGAAUAUAUACGCACUUCACCUGAAAAUUGGAUUGAUGUCUUUUAUGUCAUGCCUACUGUUUGUUUCUCCUAUCAGUGCCAUGUUAGUGUUAUACCCAUUUACUCUUGUCUAAAAAAGAGAACACUACGGGAAUUUUCUAAGACGAUUGCUGUGGCUCUUGCCCUUUGUAUAAUUACUUACACAGUUAUGGCAACGUGUGGCUACUUAACAUUUGGUUCCAAAAUCAAAAGUGACAUUCUCUUAUCUUACAAUAACCCAGAUGUCUCGAUCCUUGUAGCUGUACUUUUAAUAGGUUUCAAGACUUACACUUGCUAUCCAAUUUUACAUUUUUGUGGCAGGGCUGGUUUAGAAAGUUUAUGGUGUUAUAUAUUUAAUCUCUCUGCUGUGAGUGCCAGUAUCCAUGAGAAAGUACGGCGUAUUAUAAUGACUCUAGUCUGGUUUUUUACAACUCUUCUCCUUGCUGUGUUAAUUCCUAAUAUUGGAGUAGUCAUCGCAUUCCUUGGAACAUUAGCAGCUGUCUUUAUCUUUGUCUUCCCAGGUAUAUGCAUCCUUCAACUAGGUUUACAUAUGAACGACUUCCCAGUGUGGAAACCACGACUAGCUGUUGGCAGUGGAAUAUUAUUUUUGUCUUUAGGUGCUUUUAUUUUUGGUGUCACCUUUACUCAAGCCAUUCUGGAUAACCUUCAUGGGUUUUCUGGGAGUGGAGCAGAAAAUACCUGUGAUACAAACGUUACAUCUACCUAGAAAAAAAAAAGUAUAUUGAACAAAUAUGAACAAAAAUUGUUAAAUUUUAAUGAUUUUUUUUUUUUCCAUAACAUUUGUUCCUUUCAUCCAGUUUUUGUAUUCUGUAAAAGUGUUUUCAGUGUAAUUCAGUGUUCAAAAAUACUUUGGAUAAUGUGAUAUUCUAUUAACAUAUUUUUGUAAUAAUUUGAUAAAUGAAUUUAUUUUCUUGUGUUUUAUAUAUAAUAUAUAUAUCAUCAUCAUUUAGCGUCCAUGUUCCAUGCUGGCAUGGAUUGAACUGUUCAACAGGAUUAUGACUAUGCAUUGGGCUUUAAUGUCUGCUCAAGGCAGUCCCCUAGAUGGUCAGAUCCUGUGAAACUACCCAACUUGUGCCAGCAUGGAAUAUGAUUAUUAAAUGGUGGUUUACAUAUAUAAUGUUUUCAGUUUCAACAAAUUUAGUACUAUAAUUCUAUAUAUUUUUAGUACUAUAAUUCUAUAUAUUUUUAGUUACAUCUUUUGCGUGUAAAUUUUUUUAGAUAAAAAUCAACAAAUUUUUUUGUUAAUUACAUGUAUUAUAAAAAUUGCUAUUUUUUACUAUAGCUCUCACUUUCUAGAUCUUUUCACUAAGAUCUAUACCGGUUUAUUUAUGUACCAUUUGUCAAAUGAGAAGUCACUCUUUAAAUGGCUAAACUAUUGCAGGCUGUUAUUCCUAAGAGAGUAAUUAAAUUCAACACUGCAAGCUAAUGAAGUACAGUGUUAUUGUUGCUUAAAGCAAUAAAACUAUACUGCCUCCAUGGCUCUUGCUCAUACUUGGUUACUGAAAGUUUAGUAUGUUUGAUAGGCAUAUAAAGUAGCUGUACUAACAAGCCAUGAACUACCAAUCUCUAAGCUGAUUGUUGUCUUGUCUCAUGCUCUAUCAGUGUUGUUAUUGUCAUGUUUCCACUGUAACUGCUCCGUAAUUAGAAAUCUGUUCAAUCAUGGGACCAUCACAACUAUUUCUUUACGAACUACAUGGUUCCGGGUUCAGUCCCACUGCGUGACACCUUGGGCAGGUGUCUUCUACUAUAGCCUCGGGCCAACCAAAGCCUUGUGAGUGAAUUUGGUAGACAGAAACUGAAAGAAGC